This is a messenger RNA of Hypoxylon fragiforme, 977 nucleotides long. RefSeq lists its product as uncharacterized. The transcript has a single exon. Lineage: Eukaryota; Fungi; Ascomycota; Sordariomycetes; Xylariales; Hypoxylaceae. The coding region runs from base 535 to 717 and encodes 60 amino acids. The record is from RefSeq and is a predicted model, not a curated record.
GGUAUCUUAAACUUCAAAGUUCAUUAUUACAGAACAUUAACUUGAACAUUAAACUCAUCCAAUUUUCAAGCUUAUUUCAUAGUACAACUUAACUCCGAGUAGUCUCAACCUCAGAAACUAGUGCAUUCAUUCAUUCGUUCAUUCGUUUAUUUACAUCAACUCAUUGCGACCUCCACGCCAGUCUUCGAGUGACAUUGCAAAGAAAAAUAUAAAAAUAAAACAGAAGAAUUAACUAUCGCCGAUCCGGACAAAAUCUCAAGUCUCACGUAGCAUCGAUCGGCACGUCAUCUUCUACAAACAAACGCAGAUACAGCAAAGAUUGGCCCAAGUGAAAUUGACAAAACGGCUAGAGCUAUUCAAUCAUACCUGGAUACCUGCCUGUCUAAUAUACCUCAUCACUGCUAGGUUAGGUAUCUAUCUACCUAGGUAAAUAAUAUCGGUUAUCGCUCACUCACUCACACACUCUCUCACCCCGACAUUUUGAUAUACAUAUUACGUCUGGAUCCCCUCCUGGUACGAUCCGAAGGUCGGAAUAUGUCUAUUUCUAAUGUUGGUUCUAUUGUACUGCAUCUUGUUGUAUUCCUAACAACCCUCGUCAACUUCCAUUCCGCCCUAUCUCACGCGGAGCCUGUCUUACUCAUCAGCAUUUAUAUAAUCUCCAAGCUCGUCACCCGCAGUCCUGACGAUUUUUGCAUGUCAAAAUGCCCAGAGCUGUGAGCACCCAACUUGACAUCGAAGUCGCUCGUAAUGGCUACGUGACCCCUAGUGAGGAUUACUUCAACCGCGGUGGUUCGCCAACCAUUUCACACCGUGAGCAACAAUGGGAAAAAAGACGUCCGCCCCCUAUUCCUCUUUCUGGUCAACCUAAUGCCGAGAGUCUGGCCAGAAUGAUCUCCAACGCACGGAAAUCUAAAAUGGGAGGGAAAAUCGGGAUUCGUGAUCGGAUAUGCUGCCAUCAAUGGACCUGGUUCACGAUG